Rangifer tarandus platyrhynchus (Svalbard reindeer) is the source of this 966-nucleotide messenger RNA. NCBI's taxonomy places the organism in Eukaryota, Metazoa, Chordata, Mammalia, Artiodactyla, Cervidae. The record is from the annotation of a GenBank genome assembly.
AUGCUCCACGACUCUGUCGGAUGGUCUGGUUUAACCACCAAGUGGGUUUGCCCGUGGGAAGCAGUGUUCCUGGAAUCCAUAGAAGUCGCUGCCUCGGUCGGGCCCUCCUGCUGGCGCGUCGUGGCGGCCCCGCCUGCCUUUGCCCAGGCCCGGGACCGUCUCUCCGGGAGACCUGCUGUCUGGUCCCCGGUCUGCAGCCUGGUCUGCUCGGCAAGGCUGGAGGCUCACAGAGGAUCCGACGCAGCAUGGCUCAUCCUGGCCCUGCUUGCCCCAGAACCCCGGCUCUCAGCCCUGUACCCUGGAGCCAUGCCACCCCUUUUGGGGCCUGGCCUGGCUGCGCCCCCGACGGCCCCUGGCAGCAGGACCCACACACGGUGGGGACUCGGGGCAGGCGGCGGCUCGCUCGGCCGGAGUAUAGGUUGUGCCCACCCCCAGGUCAGAGCCUGCGCCGAGCCACGGGCUUCGCCUUUCUCUGACCUGCUGGCUGAGAGGGGCCCAUCUGCCAAGGGGUCCAGCUUGCCACCAGCCUGCCGGGGGGGCGGCCUCCCCACCGCCUUCGUGCAGGGACAGCCCCGGUCCGGGGCAGCGCAGUGGCUUGGGGUGACCCCUGUGCACGGCCGCGCUUGGGGCCUGCGGCGGGGCGGCGUUUCUGGGGCUGAGCCCCCUCUCCCCGAGAGCCUGGCCUCCACAGGACCCCCUCCAGCGGCUCCCGAUCGGGGGGCAUCCCCGAGUCCAGACCUGAGUGGGAGGCGGGAGGCUGCUCCUGUUACUGCCCUCUCUGCACUGUUUGAACCCUCCACGACCCGCUGGAGCCUGGUGGGCUCCGACGUACCUCGAGGAGGGGCCCUCGGGCUGCAGGAAGAGAAGCGGCUCGGGGCCGGGUGGACUCGGGCCCGGGUGAAGGGCGAGCGUGGCCGGGGUAUGCUGGGGCUGCGGCCGCCCAGCCUGCCCCGGAGCCAGCUGUGA